Molecule: messenger RNA, 477 nt
Organism: Drosophila rhopaloa
Lineage: Eukaryota; Metazoa; Arthropoda; Insecta; Diptera; Drosophilidae
Exons: 1
Coding region: 44-370 (108 amino acids)
Source: RefSeq, a predicted model, not a curated record
CACUUCCAAUCAGACAGACCAAAAAAGAGCCCCAAAAAAAUGUAUGUCAGCAUCUAGGGUGAACCAAAAUUACAGUCACUGUUUUCCUGUCCUAAAAGACCUGAUGGAAAGCAGCGAGGAGCAGCUGCAGCUUGAGCUGGACCGAAUUUCGGGGGCGAGUCAUCAGGUCAGCAGCUACGAUGACCUCAUGGACCUGACCAUCAACUCGGAGCGCCUGAUGGCAAGGGUCAACUCGAGCCUGGACGCCCUGAACUCCGCCCUUGAUCGCCUGGAGGAGCGGACGGAUCACGUUCUCUUGGAGAUUCGGCGGAUAAUCAGGUUGGGAACUCAGCUGCAGAGUGCACACGAUGGAUGCGGAGAUUCUAGGUAGUAGGCGGGAAAAUGUUCAUUGGAAAAAAUUCGAGGAAUUUAAAGAAACUCAUUUUAUUUCGUGCUGGAAAAAACAAAGAAUCUAUAAAGCAUUUCUGUUUAAUCAUU